This is a messenger RNA of Trichoderma atroviride IMI 206040, 2316 nucleotides long. RefSeq lists its product as uncharacterized. Gene Ontology annotation, biological process: tRNA export from nucleus; protein phosphorylation. The record is from RefSeq and is a predicted model, not a curated record. Gene Ontology annotation, molecular function: protein kinase activity; ATP binding. Gene Ontology annotation, cellular component: cytoplasm. Lineage: Eukaryota; Fungi; Ascomycota; Sordariomycetes; Hypocreales; Hypocreaceae.
AUGGACUUUCUCAAGUCUGCCGUGGCCUCGGCCAUAUCGCAGGGCCCUCCUUUCCCUUACACAUUCGGCGACAAGGUCGACGUAGACGAGUCCAUCUGGACAUUAUACAACGGAACAAGGCGGGAGGAUGGAUCGAACUGCAGCAUCUUCUCAUUCGACAUCACGGCGAAGAAGAGCCAGCUGCCGCUCGCAAAGAAUGCGCUGAGGAAGCUGCGAACAUUGCGACACCCGGGCGUUAUCAAAGUCCUAGACACUGUUGAGACAGAUACAUACAUCUACAUUGCCACCGAGCGCGUUGUUCCUCUUCGAUGGCACGUUAAACGGAAGAGCUUAAGUCCCGAGACGAUAAAAUGGGGAAUAUACACAAUCGCUCAAACCCUCAAGUUUAUCAACGACGAUGCCUCCUCAAAGCACGGAAGCCUGAAAGUCGGCUCAAUAUAUACGUCAGAAAGCGGAGAGUGGAGACUGGGCGGCUUUGAAGUUCUAAGCAACAUGAAGGAGAGCGAGACCACGCUUGAUAGCUACGGAAGCUUGGUUCCUGACUCUGGCCGAUAUGCGCCGCCAGAAGUGGCUCAAGGAGGAUGGGGAGCGACCAAGUCACAUCCUCUUUACGCCCUGGACUCUUUCAACUUUGGAACCCUGAUAUUUGAAGUUUUCAACGGCGACUUUCUGGGCCCAGAUCAGGCUGGCCAAACAAAAAACGUACCCCCUACAAUGCAUACUGCCUACAGACGCCUUUGCAACGCCAACCCUAAAGCGCGGAUAAGUGCUGCCAAUUUCCUUGACAUGGGGCGCCGAUCUGGCUCUUUUUUUGAUACUCCUCUGAUCCAUUUGACGGACGGAGUAGACAACCUGGGAAUGAAAAACCCUGAUGAGCGAGAUGAGUUCCUCGACACAUUGGAGCAAGUAACGGAUGACUUUCCUGAAGAAUUUUUCAAAGCCAAAGUUCUUCCGGAAUUAGUAAAGUCUGUUGAAUUCGGCGGCGGCGGUUCCAAAGCUCUUACUGUUGUGUUGAAAAUAGCUGCCAAACUUCCCUCGGAUGAUUUUGAAUCGAAAAUCACACCCUUUAUUGUUCGCGCUUUUGCCAAUCCUGAUCGAGGCAUCCGGGUAUGCCUGUUGGACGGCCUUCCCCUAAUCAUUGAACAAUUGUCGCAGAGAAUUGUUAAUGACAAGAUAUUUCCACAGCUAGCUACCGGUUUUACAGACGCAGCCCCUGUGGUUCGAGAACAGACAUUGAAAUCAGUACUGGUCGUCAUUGGAAAACUAUCAGAUCGAACCAUUAAUGGCGACCUUCUGAAGCAGCUGGCAAAGACGGCAAACGACGAACAGCCUGGUAUUCGUACGAACACAACCAUUUGCCUUGGCAAGAUUGCAAAGAACCUCGGGACAUCCUCAAGAUCAAAGGUGCUGAUAGCUGCCUUUACCCGUUCCUUGCGGGAUCCCUUCGUGCAUGCCAGAAAUGCUGCGCUUAUGGCUUUGGCUGCAACAGCCGAAUACUUUACUGAAGAUGACUGCGCUAUUCGAGUCUUGCCGGUGGUAUGCCCAGCUCUGAUUGAUAAAGAAAAGAUGAUCCGAGACCAAGCAUCUAAAACAAUGGACAUUUAUCUACAAAAAGUUCGCAAAGCUGCUGCUGCUAUGCCAGACACCGUUUUGCCGCCACCUCAGCCGGCUGAUGCUACCGUUGUGCCAGCAAACACGGCACAGCCAAGUGCGUCUCCUGGAGCCAGCUGGGCGGGAUGGGCCAUCUCGUCUUUCACAAACAAAUUGACUGCCGUUGCUGGAGAUAUGCAAACAGAAGAGGUACCAACUCCGGCUGCUGUUUCCCCAUCGCCCAAGCCCGAGAUGAAGAGACCAAGUACCUCAUCAGCAUCGGCUCUUCACCGUCAAGCUGUGGCAUCACCUCCUCCUAUAACUUCCGGCCCAUCGACUCCUAGCGUUGCCAGUGCAAUUGCUGGACAAUUCCUACCAGACGACGACGACGACGACGAUGCAGGUGAUGCAUGGGGCGAUCUACCGGAUGACGAUACCUUUGAUACGCCUUCUGCCGCCACCAAUAAAUCUGCAUCUGCAUCUGCGUCUGUAUCUGCAACGCCAUUCGGUGAAGAUGAGCCCGAUUUCGCUGGAUGGCUGGCGGCGCAAGCGAAAAAGGGGCCCAGCAAGCCUCUGCCAAAAGGACUUUCAAAACCUAGCACCGCUAAAAAGCCUGCAGCAAAAGCAGCCGCGAAACCUGCGGCAAAGCCUGCGGCAAAGCCUGUGGCUAAGAAGAUUGAUCUUACACCUAAAGAAACGGAGGAGGAUGAUGAUGGUUGGGGCGAC